This is a messenger RNA of Acanthochromis polyacanthus (spiny chromis), 4049 nucleotides long. RefSeq names its product glycosyltransferase-like domain containing 1 (gene qtman). The record is from RefSeq and is a predicted model, not a curated record. Lineage: Eukaryota; Metazoa; Chordata; Actinopteri; Pomacentridae. Gene Ontology annotation, molecular function: glycosyltransferase activity. Bases 62 to 1468 code for a protein of 468 amino acids. The transcript has 10 exons.
UCAACCCACAGCGACGUGAUGACGCAAAACUGUGCGUGCUGUGUGCGCCUGCGUGGAGAGGAUGCAGUCAGAGGUCAGUCCUUCGCUCAGCGUUUUACUGGUGGAGGCAUUCUACGGCGGCUCUCACAAACAGCUGAUCGACCUGCUGAAGGAAAAUAUCGACGGCUGCUGUGUCUUCACGCUUCCCGCCAAGAAAUGGCACUGGAGGGCGAGAACAGCGGCGCUCCACUUCAGCCAGACCAUCCCCAGCUGUCCAUCGUACAGAGUUCUGUUCAGCAGCUCGGUCCUGAACCUGUGUGAGCUGGUGGCUCUCAGACCGGAUCUGGCCCGGCUGAAGAAGGUUCUGUACUUCCACGAGAACCAGCUAGUUUAUCCGGUCCGCAAAGACCAGGAGAGGGACUUCCAGUACGGAUAUAACCAGGUGCUGUCAUGCCUGGUGUCAGACGUGGUGGUGUUCAACUCUAGUUUCAACAUGGAGUCCUUCUUGUCCUCCAUCCCGUCUUUCAUGAAGAAGAUCCCAGACCACCGACCCAAAGACCUGGACCGCCUGAUCCGCCCUAAAUGCAUGGUUCUGAACUACCCGGUCCAGUUCCCUGAUGUCAGCAGGCUUCUCCCCAAGCACAAACUCCUCCGUCGGACUGCAAAUGUCGAUGAUCAGAAACCUGUUAGUGACCAGGAUCCACAUCAGCCCAUAUCUGGACCCACAACAGAUCCACAUCAGCCCACAUCUGGACCCACAACAGAUCCACAUCAGCCCACAUCUGGACCCACAACAGAUCCACAUCAGCCCACAUCUGGACCCACAACAGAUCCACAUCAGCCCACAUCUGGACCCACAACAGAUCCACAUCAGCCCACAUCUGGACCCACAACAGAUCCACAUCAGUCCACAUCUGAGCCCAGGACAGACCAGGACCCUGCUGGUGAAGCUGCAGACCAGGUGAAGCCUCUGCACAUCGUGUGGCCUCACAGGUGGGAACACGACAAAAACCCCGAGCUGUUCUUCAACACUCUGCUGAAACUGAAGGAGAGACGACUGGACUUCCAUCUGUCGGUGCUCGGAGAGACGUUCACCGACGUACCAGAGAUCUUCUCUGAGGCCAGGCGUCUGCUGGACUCCCACAUCCUGAACUGGGGCUACCUGCCCAGUAAGGACGACUACCUCCAGGUGCUGUGUCAGGCCGACGUUGUCGUCUCCACUGCCAACCACGAGUUCUUUGGCGUGGCCAUGUUAGAAGCCGUCCACUGUGGCUGUUAUCCUCUGUGUCCGAAGGCGCUGGUGUAUCCUGAGAUAUUUCCAGCACAGUACCUGUACUCCACACCUGAGCAGCUCUGUAAGCGGCUGCAGGGACUCUGCAGGAGGCCUGAUGUCGCCCGCAGACAUGUCGUCGCGGUUGAUACCUGCUCCUACUCCUGGGCUGCUCUGAAGUCGAGGUUCCAGACUCUGCUGGCAGAUGAGGGUCCCUGAACGCAUCACGGACAUCUGGAGGUCCGCUGGUUCAGAUCGGUCCGGGUCAUCUCUAAGCUCUGAGUCAAAGUGGUGGACUGUUAAUGUCUCCUGAACACAGACUGUCAUGUUUGGAGGGUGAACGUGUUGAAUCUGUCAUGUUUACACACAGGAACUUCCUGGUUCUGGUUCUGGUUCUGGUCUGGUCCAGUAUCAUCUGUUUGAACACGAUUCUGCAUUUAAAGGUUUUUCAGCCUUUUUUUAAAAUGUCACAUUUUCUAAGAGACGAUUUUAACAAUGAAAACUUUUUUACAUAAGUCAAAAAUCUGAGUUUUUAAAAUGAAAUCUGUCAAAAACUUUUUAUUCUGUUUAUAUCAAAUAAAACAUUUGUUUUUGAGAAAAAGAUUGAGCCGAACCUGAAAGUAGUGAGUUGUGUUUGUGGUCCAGAAUCAGCUUCUGGAUUGUGGGAAAUGUAGUCAGGAAUCCUGAACGCAUCACAUUACUGUCUCUUGUCCCUGAAUGCCUCAUGCUGUUGUCUGUUGUCCUUGAACACCUCAUUCUUUUGUCUGUUGUCCCUGAAUGCAUCACACCGUUGUCUGUUUUAUUUGAACGCAUCAUCAUGCUGACUGUUGUUCUUGAAUGCAUCACGUUGUUGUGUUAUUCCUAUACACCUCAUGCUGUCAUGCUGUUGAUCUUGAACGCACCACGCUUUUGUUUUUCUGUCCUUUAAUACAUCUCGCUUUUGUCUGUUGUCCCUGAAUGCAUCAUGCUGUUGACCUUGAAUGCAUCAUGAUGUUGUUUGCUGCCCUUGACGGCAUUACGUGGUUGCCUGUUGACCCUGAACGAAUCAUACUGUUGUCUGUUGACCCUGAAUGCUUCACGUUAAUCUCUGUUGUCCUUUAAUGCCUCUCGCUGAUUAUAUGUGGACCCUGAACACGUCAUGCUGUUGUACUGUACAUCGACCUGAACGCCUCACUCGUUUGCUGUCCUUUAAUGCAUCACAUUGUUGUCUGUUAACCAUGAAUCAUCACACUGUUGACCUUUGACUUUAAACGCAUCAGUUUUCUGCUGUCCUUGAAUGCCUCACACUGUUGACUGUUGUCCUUGAAUGCAUCACGCUGUUGAUUCCUGUCCCUGAAUGCAUCAAGCUGUCAUUUGUUGACCUUGAAUGCAACACGCUGUUGUUUUUCUGUCCCAAAAUGCAUCACACUGUUGUCUGUUGUACCUAAAUCCAAUCACCCUGAACGCAUCACGCUGUUCACUGUGCUUUAAUGCCUCACGCAGUUGUUUGCUGUCCCUGAAUGCAUCAUGCUUUUGUCCUUUGCGAAGUGUUGUAUGUGGACCUUGAACACAUCACGCUGUUGUCCUGUAUGUUGACAUGAACGCCUCACACUGUUGUGUGCCGUUCUUGAAUGCAUCACAGUGUUGUCUGUUUUCCCUGAGUGCAUCACACUGUAGAUUGCUGUCCCUGAAUGCAUCAUGUUUGUGUCCAUUGUCCCUGAAUGACCCUGAAUCAAACUGUUGCAUGUUGACCCUGAACACAUCAUGCUGUUGUCUGCUGUCCCUGAAUGCCUCACGCGGCAGAUUGCUGUCCCUGAACGUAUCAUGCUUUUGUCCGUUGUCCCUUAAUGCGUCAAACUGUUGUUUACUGUCCAUGAACGCAUCACUCUAUUGCCUGUUGACCCUGAAUGCUUCACGCUAUUGUACUGCAUGUUGACCUGAACGCAUCACACUGAUGUCUGUUGUCCCUGAACGCAUCAUGCUUUUGUUCGUUGUCUCUGAAUGCAUCAAACUGUUGUAUUUUUACCCUGAGUGCAUCACGCUGAUGUCUGUUGUCUCUGAAUGUCUCAUGCUGUUGCCCCUGAACGCCUCACGCUGCCUCCUUGGUGACGUACAGUUUCAGGCGGCUCUGGAGGUGGUGUUCGGCUGCCGCGGUGAACUGAAGCGUUGGAGCGUGCUCAGUGGUGUCGCUGUGAAUCUGUGCUGCGAUGCGUUCGCUGUGCGUCGGUGCUCCUCGGCGCUUCGUGCCGUGGCCCGAAGUGGGAUGAGAAGUCACGCGGCCGUUUCUUCGUGUGAACGCAGGAGAUGCUUCAGUGCAGCUGCAGGAGUGGAAUCAGUGAACGCAGCCUGCAGCUGCAAACUGCUGGGCGAGCUCAGCUUCAACGCGUCAAACAGAACCAGCAGAGAGGCGACUUUUCUGCUUCUUUAAACACAUCUGGACACGUUUCAUCAUUUAAACACAUCUGGACACGUUUCAUCAACCUUCAGGAGCAUGAAGGAAACGUUUCACGUCCACCGUUUAUAAUGAGAGUCUGUCUUUAUUUCUGAUGACGGCUUCAAUCCGCUCAUUCUUUACAUGCUGGUUUUUCUGGCUGCUCUUUGUUGGACGAGUUGUUUUGCUGGACUUUUCUCUUUAAAAUACCCCAAAGUUGUUCUGUUGGGUUCAAGUCAGAAAACAAACUGUCCAGCUCGUAGUUUUCACUUUGUUCUGGUGUAGAAACUCUGGUGUGAUUUUGUUCUUUUGAUGGUUCUCAUGCUGGAAUAUUCCUCUCCUUCAAGCUUCUUUUCAGCCAGUAUCUAUAAAGAUCAUCUCGUAUCAUCA